AUGAAUGAGAAAAAUCGUAAAGGUAUACCUCUCAAGGCUCAAGAAAGUGAAGUUAACGACGAAGAGGAUUUGGAGGAUGAAGAGAAAGGCCUCAUAAUCAGGAGGUUUAAGAAAUUCUAUAAGAACAGAGCAGGAAGGAGGUUCCAGUCAAAACAUAAGGCAACCAUAUCUCAAAACGAGCCUAAAGAACCAAUAAUCUGCAACGAAUUUAAGAAGCCAGGACAUAUUAAAGCAGAUUGUCCUCAACUAUCGAGGAUGAAGGACAAAGACAAAAAAAAACAAGAAGAAAAGUUUAGAAAGAAGAAGGCAUUUAUGACAUCAAUUUGGGGAGAGAGCUCUUCAGAAGAAGAAGAUAGUGAUGAUAAAGAAACAGCUAACAUUUAUCUUAUGGCUUAA
Messenger RNA from Neltuma alba, 396 nucleotides. RefSeq lists its product as uncharacterized. The record is from RefSeq and is a predicted model, not a curated record. Gene Ontology annotation, molecular function: nucleic acid binding; zinc ion binding. The coding region runs from base 1 to 396 and encodes 131 amino acids. NCBI's taxonomy places the organism in Eukaryota, Viridiplantae, Streptophyta, Magnoliopsida, Fabales, Fabaceae. The transcript has a single exon.